AUGCCACUUCUCUCCCCCUUUUCGCAAUGCUUCUCUUCUCUCGUCCAGCUGAAUUCCAAAUGGAGAAGCCGCGGGGGUUUGAGGGGAAAUGAGGGACCGGAAAAACCUAUGUCAAGUCGUUUGUGGGACGUCUUUCUGCGUACUUGGGAUCUAGGCUUUACUGCCUUCGGCGGGCCACCAGUACACUUCCAGAUCCUACAUAGUAGGUUCGUGGAGGGAAAGGGCAACAAGGAAAAAUGGGUAGAUGAACAGACUUAUCAAGAGCUCUUUGCUGUUUGUCAGGGCCUUCCGGGUCCCGCUAGCACGAAGAUGAUUUUCUGCCUAGUAUUAUUACAUGCAGGAUUUAUUCCUGCCAUGCUUGCAUUUUUUCUUUGGAGUCUUCCUGGUGCAAUUGGCAUGUAUGCUCUCUCGCUUGGGGUGCAAAAUAUGAGUGAAACCCUACCCAAACCUGUCUACUCUUUACUUUCCGGUCUCAACGCCUCCACAGUAGGUAUUGUUGCACUUGCAGCCGUACAAUUGGCCGAAAAAGCUAUUCGCGACAAACUAUCCCGCAUCCUUGUGAUUUUUGGCGCAUGUGCUGGUCUCUGUUACAAUGCACUCUGGUAUUUUCCCGUGCUGAUGACUAUUGGUGGCUUUCUGACGAGCGUCUGGGAUGGAUGGUUAUAUCAACAAAUUCGGAGAGCAAAGAUCGCAUCGAAGGAUAGACAUAGUCGCCCAGAACAAGACGUGACAAAUGGGGCCCCUAUAGCCAUGGACGAUAUAACUUUAGAAGAGAACGGAUUGCAGAGGAGUGAGACGACGCGACAGCGAAGGAUGGAUCCUAGAACCGAAGGACUCCCACAUAGUACAAUUGAUACCACAAGAUCAGCGCAGUCCGCGGAAGCUGCUUCACAACAGCAUAUUAUUCGAAUUCGGGUCGGAGCUUUAGUCAUGGGGAUCUUCUUUGCUUCCUUCAUCGGAAUUCUUGUUGCCAGAGCCCAGAUCACCACACCCCCAUUAGUCCUCGACCUCUUUGCUAAUAUGUACCUUGCUGGCACUGUUAUCUUUGGCGGAGGACCUGUUGUCAUUCCCCUUUUACGCACCUAUGUCGUCGAUCCCGGCUGGGUCUCUAGUAGAGACUUCUUAAUCGGCCUUGCUAUUAUCCAAGCUUUUCCCGGUCCUAACUUCAACUUCGCUGUCUUCUUGGGGGCACUAGCACUACAGAACUCGCGCUUUCCGACAGCCCUCGGUGCGUUUCUCGGCGGUUUAGGAAUCUUCCUUCCGGGAAUUACACUGGCCGUUGCAAUCCAAGGCUUCUGGCGUGUAUUGCGGAAGAAGAAAUAUGUGGUCGACUUUCUUAGAGGAGUGAAUGCCACUGCGGUUGGGCUAGUAUUUACAGCUGUAUACCGCUUGUGGGAGAUCGGAUACCUGACUCAUGAAAGAAGUGAUGGACAGAGUCUGGGGAAAGAACCAUGGUGGGUGGUUGUUGCAACGGUGACAUAUGCAGGGAGUGCAUGGUUCCAUGUGCCCCCACCUGUGGCGAUUGUAAUGGGUGCCAUUUUAGGGUUAUGCCGGUCCAUGGCUGCUUCUAACUCAACAGCUCUAGUCAGCUGGCAGUUAGAGGAUAACAGCCGCUCCACAUUUGCUCUGGUGUGGUCCUGUUUGUCAACGGUAUUUGCCUGCACCUGGACAGUAUUACACCCCGCUCUCCCUCGACGAAACUCGCCCACUGUGCGAAUGAUCAUAUCGAAUUUCGCAUAUUGGCUCCUCGCUAUCUUUUUCCCAGAGUACGUGUUCGUAAACGCUUCACAGAUGCGUUACCGAGCAAUGCUAUUGAAGAAUGUGUGCAAUGAAGCGCAGAAAACCCGGUAUCUUGAGUCGGUGGACCCGGAGGCUUGGUUGUCUAAACGGGCUAGGCCACUAGAUCAAGUGCAAAACCAAGACUCUACUGGUCCCCAUCCAUUCCGCACCGAGUGGACACUUCGAAAAUGUUUCUGUAUUAUUGCUGGUGGACUUGCCUUACAGACCCAGGAUGGGUGGAUUUACAUCCUGCGACGAAGCGAUAUGAAACCCUUCAUUGAGGCCGGGAUAGUGGAAGACAUAGACUUUCACGAUCGUGAGGUUGAAGAUCAUGCCAAAGCAGAUUCUUUAGGGAAGACCUUCACUGUACUCCAAACUAGUUGGUUCCUUUUCAACACAAUAGCAAGAUGGGCAACAUCUCUGCCGGUUGCACCAAUCGAACUAGCGACAGUCGCUUAUGUUCCCUGUGCUGUACUGAUGUACGCUAUGUGGUGGUACAACCCUAAGGAUAUGACCACACCAAUCACGAUCUAUGUGAGAUGCGAUCUAAACAAUUUACCGACCCACCUUCUCGAUCAAACGGCCACAAAUCCGUAUGGUUGGGUUCACCGUCAUGCACAAGAAAAGAAACAGACCAUGUUGUCUGUUUUUGCACAGGCUUCUGAGUGGUUUUUUGAUGCAGCUGCAGGUCCUGCUGAUACGUCAGGCGAAUUGGCCUAUGAUGGUUUCUAUAAGCCAUCUCAUGGAUGCAUUAUAACCGCUGUCAAUACCUUUGUUGCUUUCCUUUACUGUGGUAUUCAUCUCGCCGGAUGGAAUUUCCCAUUCCCCACUGGAGCUGAACGAAUUACUUGGCUUGUCUCAUCGCUUGCCUGCGUUGUCAUCGUUGCAUUCAAUGCACGAAAGGGCUUUUGGUAUCGGGUAAUCCUGCUUGUUGAAUUGAUUUGCUUCGCCAUAUACGGGAUUUUGCGUCUGGCUAUGAUGGUCCUAGCUUUCACAUCAUUGAGAGCUCUUCCGGUCGGCUCGUAUACGACUGUCGAAUGGGUGAUGAGCAUUCCACAUGUCUAA
This is a messenger RNA of Penicillium hordei, 2844 nucleotides long. RefSeq names its product chromate transporter. The record is from RefSeq and is a predicted model, not a curated record. Lineage: Eukaryota; Fungi; Ascomycota; Eurotiomycetes; Eurotiales; Aspergillaceae. Gene Ontology annotation, molecular function: chromate transmembrane transporter activity. Gene Ontology annotation, biological process: chromate transport. The coding region runs from base 1 to 2844 and encodes 947 amino acids. The transcript is spliced from 7 exons.